UCAUCAGUCCAAGGAUGAACGUCAAAGAGCCAGGGUCUGGUCGCCACAUCAGUUGAAACGGAGCAUUGGUCCGUUCGCUACAUCCAGCCAGUUAAUAAAGCCGCACCUGAACCGCUCUGCUCGAAGACUGACCCUCCAAAACAACCUGAGUCGGCCAGGAUGGGACCCUCUUCGAUUUGUGAUCCAGCUUAAGUGCCAUUCGACGACCUCCCCACAGUCAAAAACUUGCCCUGCAAACCUCGAAUCCUUUUGAUUUUGUUGACAAGUUCAUGUGAAACAUCAUCAUCAAAACACACAACUCCGGCAAUAUGUUCCGCAACUUGCUUCUCUCACACGACGAUGAGGUCUUUCGCUCCAUGCAAGUGGCCACCAGUUCCAAGACGCCCUAUUCGGAUGCCACCCAAACGAAGAAGCACAAGGUGAACCACAUCAAACGCCCCAUGAAUGCCUUCAUGGUUUGGUCUCAACUCGAGCGUCGCAAGAUCAUCGAAGUCACACCCGACAAACACAAUGCACAGAUUUCCAAAGAGCUGGGCCGACGCUGGAAACUUCUUCCCACGGAGGCCAGGCAGCCCUACAUUGACGAGGCCGAAAGACUGAGAAUCCUUCAUCAGAAGGAAUAUCCUGACUACAAGUAUAAGCCGAAAAAGAAACCCAAAGGAUUUUCGGGACCCGACAGCCCCAGCUUGGCCAAGGCGAACAACAAUAAUAAUAACAACAACAACAACUACAACACCACCAAUAUUAAUUGUAGUAGUGGUAGCAGCAACAACACCAUCACCACCAUCAAUGGAGCCGUGAGCAUUGGCAGUAACAGCUGUAGUAGCAAUCUUAGCUCCAACAGCGGCUGCAGCAGCAACAACAACAACAACAACAAUAACUUUAUGGAGUUAGCCAGCCCAACGAGUGGUAAUCAAAAUGACAACAGUUGUAAGAGUUACAACAACCAAUCCUUAAUCAGAUCAACGGCAGCUGCCUACAACCAUCGAGUAUCGAGCAGGCCAAAGAUUAGUAGUUCGACUACACCACCACUUCUCCUCCCAUCCAAGAUGAAGAUGUCGAGCGAGCAGAAAAAGUUGACAGCGAACAAACUCAAAUUGAAGUUGGCACUCACAGACCGAGCUGCCUUAGCUGCUGCCACCACGAGCGUCAGUAUGCCUAUCAAAGAGAUUGCCUCGAAAAAGAAUUUGCCGUUGUCUCCUCGGGCUUUGCUCCCCCAGACUCCGGCAGUCCCCCUUCAGCCGGCCCCGCCAUCAUCAACAUCAGCAUCAGCAUCUUCACCUUCAUCUUCAUCAUCUGCAUCUGCUUCUUCAGCACCACAACAACCCGAGCGACCCUUAGAACGGAAGGGUAUCCUUGACCUGGUCAAGAGUAGCGUUCCACAAGCAAUGGAACCGUCCGAAACGGCACCAAAGGCCGAGAGUGGGCCUCCACCCAAGCUGCAGGUCAAACCCAUGGUAGCCAAUGGAGGUGGAAACACAUUGGGUGAGAUAAUGGCAGCCUUGGUAAGACAGCAACAACAACAAGGAGCACCUGAAAACAUAAUUCAAAAUGCAAGACUGGAGGACGGUGACGAUUCGAUGGACGGAGUAGUUGAGGCCACCGUGCCCGAAUCCCUGAGCACUUUGAAUACGCCUCCAGUCAUUGCCUCAUUCUUUGCUGCCUCUGAGUCUUUCUACAAGCCCACCUCUGGUGACCCCAAGACCGCCAUGAUCCUGGGACAGGUCCUUACCGACAUUGAUACCCUCGAACUCUUUGAGGGAGGUGAUCCCGAUCUUGGUCACCGAGGAGUGGGACGAAUUGACACGUGGGAGUCCGGAAGCAGCGCCUCAAGUAGCACCGGAUCCCACUUUGAUUUCUCUUGCUCUACGGAAGACGUGUCGGAUAUGUUGUCAGAUAUUGGAGUGUCAGCAGCCGCUGAGUCCGACUGGGUGGACAACCUCAUUAAAAUCUAGAGAGAUUUUUUUCCAUAAAACAAGAAGUUAUUUUUUGACGAACAAAAAUGCCCGUUGUUCUUUCAUUCAACUCUCACUCUGUUUCCCAAAUAACCUGUUCCUGACUGGAGAUUUGUCGCUUCAACCCUCUGAAGCGGAGCAAGCAAGGCUUUACGGCCAUCACAAACGAAAAGGUGUCUCGAUUUCUCUCUCUCUCCCUCUCCCUCUCUUUCUCUUUCUUCCUCUUCACCUCCAGCUCGGUGAGCGAGUGAACAAGAUGGGCGAUCGUUGAGUUCUACGAGUGUCAACGAAUAAAAAUCCACAUUUAACAUCAGCACCAUCAGCUCUCUCUUUCUUUUUCUCUCCCCCCUCCCUAAAAAAAAGAAUGGAGAAUGGCCCCUCGACAACAUCGAUCGAGUUCCUCGCGCAAGGGGAGUGAUGGCCAAGCCCAAACGAAACGAGCCCUGACUGUUUUUUUUUUCUUGGGAACGGUUUUUGCAAUCAGAGGCUACACAGUCCUCAACCCUAUGAUGAUAUAUGAUACACAUGUCUUUCUCAAACAAUUCCUUAUUAUUCUAGCAUGUCAUAAUGAUUAUAUAAUGUUAUGAAUUGACCCAAUGAUCAACAGACCAUGAUGAGUUUCAGGCCCUCAUUAUGGAGAUGAUAGUGAUGAUUUGGGGGGUCCACAUCAUCCAUGUAUCUCCAACAAACGAAAUUGCCGACCUAUGUGAGGUCAAGCUAGGGUGGGUUAAUUUUGGGUACGCACACACACGCCAACGUCCACCAACGACCUGUUUCCCAUUAUUCACCAACCCAAACAACAACAACAACAACAACAACAAAAUCCUCCAUCUCGUUUUAUCUCCAUCUUUCUCUAUUAUUGUCAUUUCUCAGAGCAUCUCAAUGUGUACUUAAGCAGUAAUACUAUUACUCUUUUACUAUAUGAUUGUGGUAGAAGUAGUAACUAGCUACAACGUCGACCACAUGAUCAAUUUGAAUGAUAUUUCCUACUACCACUCUCAACUCUUUAACAACAACAACCACCACCAUACCCUUCUAGAACUAAAUCAAUUUCAACUACUAAAGCAACCUUUUCAUCAUCACUUUCCUUCUCAUCCAUCCAUCUCUCUUUUUCUCUUCUAAACACACACGCUAAUUCACAGACAGCCAUUCUUCUUCCCAAGCCCCCUCCCCAAUAGUUGUUCACCAUUUGCAAAUAGGCCUAGAAAGUGUUAUUUUUCUAAAAACUCUCCAAAAGUAACCCUCAAAUAACGAAACGAAAUACCACUAAAUACACAAACACACAAAAAUUACGCUAUUACUCGAUCGAGCAGAUAUUUGGCAUUAACAACAACUCGUACCGAUAAAUAGACUAGAUAGACCAGGUUCAAAUCCCACCCCGCCCCCUUUGUCACCCACACCUUUCUUUCCAUCCUUUUUCUGUUUUUCUGUGUGAAUGUGUUGAAAGGGGGGAAAAUCUUUGAUCAAAUCAGUUUUCCCCCUGUUGGCCUGGAAUUGAAAAGUGCGAGUCUUUAUCUCAAGUGCUAAUCUCAAAAAAGAAGUGGAAAAAAACCCGAAGAGGCAGAAGCUAAAGAAACAGUCCUUCCUACUGGAGAGCAAAACUGCUUUGACUAUCUGACUCCAUCUUCAUCUACCUGUUUCAUUCUUGUACUUCAAUCCCUCUGUGUCUCUCUCAGCCUUUGUGCUUCACGACGACCCUAAAACGAGCUUGCUUCCUUUGUCAAUUGAUUCAAUUUAAUUCAAGAAAGAUCCUCAAUCCGCACUUUGGAUUCUGGUAGCCUCUCGUUCGAUGUUCAUCCCUCUUUUUCUCAUUUCAUCUUGCUCUCUCUUUCCGUUUUGUUUCCCGUCAAAAGAAACCAUAUUUUAGUCAUGCAUUCAGUUGAAAAAUCCGUCGUCGUUUCCUCUAUUCACACUCGGUUUGUCGUGCCACAAACUCCCAAGUGUGAGGAGGAGGAGGAGACUCUACCAUUAUAAUUAUACUUGAUCUGAUGAUACCUGUACUACUACUACUACUACUACUACUACUACUAUUGCUACUACAACAACUACUACUACUACUGCUACUACUAUUGUGCAUCAACAACUACAACAACUACUACAAACUUGAACACCACCACAUACCCUGACCAAAAACUAAACUUGAAGAAGGAAAAGUCCGCAUUCACAUCAGCCCCUCAUCCUCUUAAUCCUAUGUUCUUGAUUGAAAACAAAAAUCUGUACCAGCGACUGAACUUUUUUCCACGUGCUCGAAAACCGACAAAAUAAAGUCAUACACACAGA
Tigriopus californicus is the source of this 4235-nucleotide messenger RNA. RefSeq names its product transcription factor SOX-4-like. The transcript has 2 exons. Gene Ontology annotation, molecular function: DNA-binding transcription factor activity, RNA polymerase II-specific; RNA polymerase II cis-regulatory region sequence-specific DNA binding. Lineage: Eukaryota; Metazoa; Arthropoda; Copepoda; Harpacticoida; Harpacticidae. Bases 309 to 1955 code for a protein of 548 amino acids. Gene Ontology annotation, biological process: regulation of DNA-templated transcription; cell differentiation; anatomical structure morphogenesis. The record is from RefSeq and is a predicted model, not a curated record.